Pangasianodon hypophthalmus (striped catfish) is the source of this 6333-nucleotide messenger RNA. It is a transcript of the gene sycp2, whose product is annotated as synaptonemal complex protein 2. NCBI's taxonomy places the organism in Eukaryota, Metazoa, Chordata, Actinopteri, Siluriformes, Pangasiidae. The record is from RefSeq and is a predicted model, not a curated record. Bases 1470 to 6194 code for a protein of 1574 amino acids. The transcript has 47 exons.
UUGACUGGCGCGUGAGGUUUUUUAUUUCCCGCGCAGAGUUUGUGGAGAAAAACAGGCGAUUAGAAACAAGUUCUCCUGAACGUCGUUUAACCAUUCAGUAGUCGCUUCUGUUCUUCUUAUUUAGGCAUGUACUUGUUGAAGUAUUGUAACUAGAGAGCUGGAUUUAAUUCGGGUUUACUUUAAGAGUCGGAUAACGUUAACGAGCCGGUCAGAGCUGAGGUAACAUCCAGAUGUGAUGUCACCUCAUCAGGAUAAACAGGUGGAGGAACUGGUAGACCAGGCUUUGAAACACAACUUCAGGGCUUUGGAGGAGUUUUUACUAAAUGAGACCAGAGAAGGGGUUACUUCAAAAUGCUCCAAACAGUUCAUCUCAAAACUGGACAAACUAAUUAACAGGGAACUGGACCAGCAGAAUGUGAAAAAUGCUUCUGUGGUAUUUACCAUCCUUCACAAAUUGGGGAACACACUGAUCUUUCCAGGGGGUGGAGGUAUAUCACUAAUGGUGUCACAAGGACUUGUGAAAAAGAUAAGUAUACAUUAUUGCUAUGUCAUAUUUGGGCUGCACAAAAAAAUUGCAAUAAAAUCGCUAUAUUGAUUCUCAUUUGACUGCAAUUCAAUUUAAGAACAUCAUCAAUUCUGCAGUCUUCGCGUUUGGGCACAGAGCCACUAUUGCCCCUUAUUUUUUGUGACCGAUGGCCAUUCAUAUUCUACCACUUGAUCUUCUGCACACACCUAAAGCACGCUAGUCUUGUGUCUGGUGGAACUGAAAAGAGGAGGAGAAAAAGUUUGGAAAGCUAAGCCGUUAGUCAACCAAACGCCCGUUUGCAGUAAAAUUAAACAGAAAAAUUCGUCCAGUCCAGCUAACAGAUAUGUAAUAAUGUGUCCUGAAUAUAAAAUUCCCAGUUAUUAAACAAAAUGACUGAAUGACAUUGAUGAAUGAAUGGGGCAAGGAGUCAUCGCUGUCAUUGUUUCUGUGUGACCUAGAGUGUGUUUAUCAAGACUGAUUUUCACCCACAACUGGCCUGUGAAUUGCUAGAGAAACACUGCCAUCACUGUUUAGCCAGCCAUUAAUACUGCUUUCUAGAGUCCUCUUAACUUUGAAAGGACACACUGGACUCAUGACUAAUAUGAUUAAAGUUUUAUACUAAUUAGCAGUUAUUUGGGUGAGGAUAUAAGCUGUUGCAGUGUAAAUGUGCCAGCAUUUCAAUAACUUAAAUUGCAAUCAUUAGGAAAGUGUAGCUGUCACAGUCUACUACAGCAGUUGUUCUGGCGCAGUGUAAGGAGUGUAUAUAAUAAUAAACGUAUAUGGUGUUCCCGACAAAAUUGGUGUGUUGAAGCAUUAUGAGAAUCGUGAUAUCAGUUCAAAACAAAAACAUGAUGAUUCCCAUUUAAUCAAAAACUGUGAAGCCCUAUUUCUCAUCAUGCAGUUUAGAGCAGUUUAAUUAUGACUUGAAACUCUUUAUGUUUACAUGGUACAGUGGUUUGAGAAAGCCAGAAAGUUAUGGGUUGAAGCUGGACCGACGAGGAACGAGCUGCUUGUAAACUUAGCUGAAGACUUCUUUGACGCAUUGAUGGUCAUUCAUGAAAGUUGUAAAGAGGGUACUUACCAAGUAACAGAAUCCCUGCUCCAUCACAUUGGCAAGUUGGCCUCUGAUCCCCAGAUUAACAUUCUAAUCCAAAAAGAGGCGGUGAGGAAACUGAAUAUGAUAUUAGGAAUGAUCCCGUUAGAACUGAAGAAAGAGAAAAAGAUCUUGUCAUCACAAGAGGCAUCAAGUGUCAUGAAUGAAUUGGCUAGUCGAAUCCUCAAAGGAGGAGAUUAUGAUCUCCAGGUGGCUUUGAUGGAGGCUCUGUGUAGAAUGACUUCCCGUGCCCAGCGGAGGGAGCUGGCUGAUCAGUGGUUCAGCAUGGAGUUUGUUGCCUCUGCAUUCACCAAGAUUCAGGACUCAGAGUUUGAGACUGAUUGCCGAAAAUUUUUAAAUCUAGUAAAUGGAAUGCAAGGUGAUGAUCGAAGUGUGUACUCCUAUCCUUGUUUGGAGGUGUUUCUGGACAAGCAUGUGUUGCUCAUGCCUGUGGAUGAGAACCUUCAUGAGUUCUGGAUUGACUUCAAUCUAGGAAGCCAGAGCAUCUCCUUCUAUUUCUGUCUUACUGAUGAUGAGGCAAAGGAGAGCCAGUGGGACACUCUAUGCAUAACAGAAAAUGAAGUCCACAGUUACACAGUGGAAGAGGAGAAAGGUGUAAAAGUGCUGCAGCUGGUUCUAACUGAGCCAGUGUGUCUGAGCAGUAUUGAGGGCACCAGACUCACCAUCCACUUCAGUUCCUCCUUAGACAUCCUCAAGGCCACCAGGAAAGUCUAUGGAGAAACCAAGAAUAAAAAGUUUAUUGGAAAGACCACCACAUCUGUGGUAAAAACCACUGUUCAAAUAAUUCUGGAUGAAGGAGGUUCACAGGUUCUUUUUCCUGAGAGUCAGGGCUCCUCUCAGCGCAUGGAAAAAAAUGUGCCUUCUUCAGUGAGGAGUGACACCCACUGUCAGUCGCUGACAUCCAAUGAGAGAGAUGCCCAGCACAACAACCAGCAGAUGAUAACCCCGUUAAGGAGUAAGGUGUCAGAGUCAUGUAUGUAUGUCUCCGGCAGCGCAGGCCGUAAACUUGGCAGAAGCCCCUUCAGCUGCGUGUUGCCUGCAUCUGCCCCAGGGAAGGCAAAGGUGAAACCAGCUCUAGAGAUGGUAGCCUCCUCAGAGAAGAGGAAAACAUUUGAAUUGAAAGAGAUCUUAACUGCCAAAUUACCUCGCGGUGUGAAGUCAGUUAGUGUUGAAAAGGAAAGUGCAAGAAAACAGUCAGGUCCAGCUCUACAGAGCCUGGAUAUACAACAGGGCCAGGAAGAUCGACAAGUGAUGGAAAAAUACCGCCGGCACAUUCCUAUAGAGAAGGUAGUGGAAAUGGUGCAAACUGACCAAGAGCUGCAGGAAGAGCCUUUGGAUAACAGUAUAGUACUAGACUCCCAGCCAGCUGUGUGGAGAGAAACCUCUAUAUUACCAAGUCCCAACUGCCUUAAAAAGAGAAUUUCUGUGUCUGGGUCAUUAUUCCCAUGUCAUGAACCUUCACAUCAGUCCAAAUCAGAGCCUCCACAGCAGCCAUUGUCAGCCCAGAGCAGCUCUGGAGGACUGAGCCACAAACAGCUUCAUGCUCAGCUCACUCAAAGACUGCAGCAGGUGCUGAGAGAGCGUGAGCAGCAGGAGCAAAACCCAUCGGAGCUUAGUGAUGCUGGUAAAGAUGCUGGAGUUGUGAAAAAGCCACUGAGACCAACUCAAACUAAACUCGGUACAGCUGAACAGAGUGGAUGGGCUAAGGGCAAUGGGGCUGACAAGAGCAACAAUACGAAGACAAAGAAAGCAGCCGAGAGCAUGGUGAAGCAGAUAAAUAGCCAUUAUAAUCGCACUGCCUUUAGUACAACAGCACAGGAACAUGACUCCCGGUUUAACUUUGUGCACACUAACAGAUACAUUUUCAACAAGAGUUGGUGUCCAAAUUCAGUUGCCAAGAUCUCUGCUAAUACACCUGGCCUUCUGAAGUCAUCUUCAGAAGGCCAUGCGUAUCAAUCUAUGAAGCCAUCAAAUCAGAAUAAGGACAUUUAUGCAUUCAGUCUGGAUGUGCCAGAGCUCAGUGAGAAAAAAAAAAGAAGGUCUUCUGAAAUGUCUGGAAUGGAAAGCAGUGUCCUCAGCAGUUCCCUGAUUCUUGCCAGCACCUCUAAGAAGUGUCCUCCUACGAAGCCUGCUGGUCGUAAUGAGAAGAAGCAUCUGUUCAGUGACACUGAUACUGACAAUAUGACGGAAAUUAGCUGGCUAAAAUCAGCCAACAGGAAACCUAAACCUAAAGUGGCAGACUACACGAGACAGCCAGUUAAGCCCACUCAUCCUCCUGUGAACAUCACAUUUGAAACUCCAGACAAACCCAUUCCCUCACCAAAGGCUGCAAAAGCAUUGCCUAAACCAAAGAGGAAAAGGCAGAAGAAGGUGGUAGAAGAAAAGCAUGAGAAAAGCAAGGAUGUUGCCAGCAGAAAGCCUAAGAACCUCAGGCCCCAAAGAACCUCAGUUCUGACCAAAUCCUACAGAGAGUUGUCUGAGAGUGAGUCAGAAACUGAUGGACCACCUCCAGCAAAGAAGUUGAUCAUCAAACAGCCAGAAAAGCCUCAGAGGACAGCUUCAAUUCAGAAUAGGGCUGCUAUAGUCGAACCACCUGUCAAAAAAAACCAUCAACUCAGGUCAAAGACAGUCCAUAAGGGUGUGAAGGAGAAACAGGAAAAAGAAUUAUCUAAUCAUGUAAAAUCAAAGCAAAAGAAGACGAUUGCAGCUGUUCUGGGGGCUACCAAAGGACAGGAAAAUGUUUUGGCCCCUAAAAUCGCUUCUUUCUGUGCUUCUCCUUUCCCCUCUAACAUAAUUAAAUCGGCAGAGAAGAGCACAGCCACGCUGAGAUCUGCUCUUGCACCAGUGGAUCCUAUGUCUAAGAAGUCUCAGGUGCUUCAGACUUCUUCAGUCCAAGCCAUAGUACAAGAAAGAAAGGUAGAUGGUAUAAUUGAACAGGCUGAGAAAGAGAAUCAACAACCAGGAAAAACCACUACACAUUCAGUGACAAGCAGCAAGUUUAUGGAGGAGAAAGAGGUCAGUGAAGUAUUGGGUUCUGAACAGUCAAAAAGCAGGAAGAAUUUGCUUUCUCCAGCAUCAACAAAAGAAUCUUGGGCCUCCAAACACACCUCUUCUCGCAUUUCACCAUUCUCCAUUGAGAAGAUGAGAUCUGCAGAGAAAAAUGCGUCCUUACCCAGAUCUCCUCUGACACCCCUCCAACCUUUGUGCAUCUCUCCUGUUGAUGCUAUUUCUCCUCCCCUGGAGUUGCCUAGUCAUCUCAGAGGGAUCCAAGCAUCAUCCUUCUAUAAGACAUCAGGAGGACGGGAUAGUGCCACAUGUCUUCCUCACCCUUAUGUAACCCCUGUUGCUCAGAGGCAAGGUGUUCAAGAGAAUGCUGAGCUGAGUCCUGGGCAGCCAUUGGUCCACCCCCUCAUUGCCUCCACUGGUAGGGAGAAAUGUUCUUCCCUGCUCAACUCUCCAGACGUAGAAGAAGAUCUUAGGGGCUUUCUAAACAGCACCAGCCAAAGAGUCGUGCAGGCAUGCUUUGACAAAGAGUCUGUCAUCUCUUUAGUGACACUAAGCCAAUCAUCACGCACAUCUGUGAACAAUAUAGCUAUGAUCUGCACUGAACUUGAGAAAACACCUGCAUCUGUUCAGGGAAGCAGUUAUGGAAAGGCAGAAUCAGGUCCAGCAACCAGUCGCACUCGACCCAGCUCAUGCAAUUCCACAAGUCUGCCUGAGCAAGACGACAGUGAAGACGAAGACAAGAGGACUAAAGCUGGACCCAGUGAACUCGCUGUUAGAAUGAAGCCAAGAAAGCUGUUCAAACCUAGUGUCAAGCAACAAUCUAAGAAAAAAGGCUCUAAACAACCCAUGCAAGAUGACAGCAGUGCUGAGGAAGGGGAGAAAGAGAAGGGAUCAGGUAAAGGAAGAGGACCUAGAAGUAUGAUUACUGAAGAUAUGGAAGUGCGGUCCACAGUGGUGUCAAGCUGUUGGGAGGCAAGUGUUGAGGCAGAUAUGGAUCUUGUACAGUCUGAAGUGAGCACAUCUCAGGAGAUGGGCUAUGUCUGCCGCCAGUUCAGCUCUGAACUUAAGAGAAAAUUUGAGAACCGCUCAAGGAGAAUGGAUCUCUUCACCAAGCAGUCCCUAAAAGCCUGCAAACAACAUGUUUCCACUAUAACCAUGAAAGUGCAACAGUACAGGUCUCAGAGGCUGGAGACGGUUAAACGAGUUCUAAUGGAUGAAAUUAAAAGCUUGGAACAAGAUGACACAUCUCUGCGGAACAUGGAAGCGGAGCUGACUGCUUACUGGAAGAAGCAAGCCCUGGCUUUCCAUGCUUACCAGGAAAGAGGAACACAAAGGCUACAUCAUUUAAAAAGCACAAUUGAAACAAAUGUAUGCCGAAACUUGGACUAUGAGGAGCAGAUCUUUUUUUCACAGAUGCAUUUGAUGAAGAAAGACAUGAAAGCUGUUCAGGACCACUUAUUCAGACAGAUGCAUGAGGAAGAGUUGAAAAGUGUACGUAGAGGACUACAGACCUUGUUCCUUUCAGAUGUCCCCAUGUUUUUACAAUAGAAGCCAACUGGAGAACUUACAGUAGUUACAAGUAAUGUUCAAUAUGUUUUAAAAGCAUGUUCUUAUUUUUCAGCAGUAUAGGUUAAUAUAAUUUUAAAUCACAAUGCUAUUUAAAAUGUUGAGUAUUUAUUACUUUGAU